GGCCGCGAUGAGAGAUGAGUUUGGUCCAGUGACUGAUCGCGAGAGCCGAGAGGCGUUGCUCUUCCUGCCGGGUGCACGACACUAGGUCGUUCGCGUCUUGGAACGGUAUCGCCUCGCGGCAGUCCGUCGGUCCAUCCCCCAACAGCGAGCGUCUCUUCGUCAUCCCCUCCGCGCCACGUCCACCAUGACCACCGCCACCGCACGAGAACUGCCCCCCGGCAACAAGUAGGGGUUGCGCUUUCCCCUCGCAGGGGCUGCGGGCUGAGGCUCGCCCUCCCCACCCAUCCCCGCACCGCGACAGACUUUUCAUUUCGGGAGCACCCCGACACUCUCCGCCAUGUUCCGCCUGGCAGGGCGCGCCGCCGCGGGGCGCAGCGGGGCCGCCCAGCAGGCCCUGCAGGCCCUGAGCCCCGCCAGCCCGCUGGCCGCGACGCAGCGCUCGUCCUCCUCGGGCAGGCCGGAGCUGGACGCGCUCCGCGGCAAGGUGAUCGCCAUCCGGCGCGAGGACCAGUCCGUGUGGGAGCGACGGGCACCCCUCGCCCCCGCCAACGUGCGCCGGCUCACGCGCCUCGGCGUCAAGGUGCUGCUGCAGCCCUCCAACCGCCGCGCCUACCCCAUGCUGUCCUACCAGAACGCGGGCGCCAUCAUCCAGGAGGACAUCUCCGAGGCGAGCGUCAUCUUCGGCGUCAAGCAGGUACCCAUCGACCAGCUGCUGCCCAACAAGACCUACUGCCUGUUCUCGCACACCAUCAAGGCGCAGGAGUCCAACAUGCCCCUGCUGGACGCCAUGCUGGCUAAGAACAUCCGCCUGAUCGACUACGAGAAGCUGAUGGACGAGCGCGGCCAGCGCGUGGUGGCGUUCGGCAAGUACGCCGGCGUGGCCGGCAUGGUCAACAUCCUCCACGGCCUGGGCCUGCGCCUCCUGGCCCUGGGCCACCACACGCCCUUCAUGCACAUCGGCCCCGCCCACAACUACCGGAACUCGUCCAUGGCCCGGCAGGCGAUCCGGGACGCGGGCUACGAGAUCUCCCUCGGGAUGAUGCCCAAGUCGGUGGGGCCACUCACCUUCGUUUUCACAGGGUCCGGCAACGUCUCCAGCGGCGCGCAGGAAGUGUUCCAGGAGAUGCCGCACGAGUUCGUGCCUCCGGAAAUGCUUCAGAAGGUGGCGGAGCACGGAGUGACGACGAAGCUGUACGCGUGCGAGGUGAGGAGAAGGAACCACCUCGUGAGGAAGGACGGCGGCAAGUUCGACCCCGAGGACUACGACAGGUACCCGUCCAAGUACAUUUCCACGUUCAGCAAGAAGAUCGCGCCGUACGCGUCCGUGAUCGUGAACGGCAUCUACUGGGCCGUGGACUCCCCCAAGCUGCUCACCAUCCCGGACGCCAAGCAGCUGCUGCAGCCCGCGCACACGCCCUGGCUGCCCACGUCGCCGGGCACGCCCGCGCUGCCACACCGCAUGCUGGGCAUCUGCGACAUCUCGGCCGACCCGGGCGGCUCCAUCGAGUUCAUGAACGAGUGCACCACCAUCGACAACCCGUUCUGCCUGUACGACGCGGACCGCAACAAGGACACCGCCAGCUUCAAGGGGCCCGGCGUGCUGGUGUGCUCCAUCGAUAACAUGCCCACCCAGCUGCCCAGGGAGUCGACGGACUUCUUCGGCGACCUGCUGUACCCGUACGCGCUCAGCAUCAUCCAGUCCGACGCCACGGUGCCGCUCGAGAAGCAGCACUUCGCGCCAUCCGUCCUGGGGGCCAUCAUCGCCAGCAAUGGCAAGCUCACGCCCAACUUCGAGUACAUCCAGGAGCUCCGGAACCAAACCACGCGCAGUAAGCAGAAGCAGCUCUACAAGGAGGAGACGGCACAGAGGGCGCUGGUGCUCGGGGCAGGCUACGUCAGCGCACCCGUCAUCGAGUACCUGAACCGCGACAAGAACGUGGCCGUCACAGUCGCGUCCUCCCUCAAGGACGAGGCGGACAAGCUCGCUGCCAAGUACCCGGGCGUGAAGCCCGUCAUCCUGGACGUGAUGAGCCGGCCCGACAACCUGCGCGACCUCGUGGAGGAGGCCGACGUCGUGGUCUCGCUGCUGCCUUACACCCUGCACCACGUGGUGGCCGAGGCCUGCGUCGACACCAAGACCAACAUGGUGACGGCCUCGUACUGCACGCCCGCCAUGCAGGCCCUGCACGAACGCGCCGUGGAGGCCGGCAUCACCGUGGUGAACGAGGUCGGCCUGGACCCCGGCCUCGACCACCUCCUCGCCAUGGACUGCUUCGACGAGGUGCACCAGGCCGGCGGCAAGGUCAUGUCCUUCGUGUCCUACUGCGGCGGCCUCCCCGCGCCCGAGUGCUCCGACAACGCGCUGCGCUACAAGUUCUCCUGGUCGCCGCGCUCCGCCCUGCUCAACACGCUGUCCACGGCCAAGUACCUCAGGAACAACGAGGUGGUGGACAUCCCCGCCGGCGGCGAGCUCAUGCGCACCGUGCACGACCUGGACUUCCUGCCCGGCUUCGCCCUCGAGGGCUUCCCCAACAGGGACUCGCUGGUGUACUCGCAGCUGUACGGCAUCGCCGGCGAGGCCAGCACCGUGCUCAGAGGCACGCUGCGCUACAGAGGCUUCACCGACACCAUGCAGGGCCUGCAGAUCCUGGGGCUGAUCAAUAUGGACCCCCAUCCCGCUCUGCAUCCGAAGGGGCCUGAGAUUACCUGGCGGGCUUUCGUGUGCAACCUGCUGGGCAUCGCGGACGUGGACAUCUUCUACGAGAACCUCAAGAGCAAGUUGGCGGACCGGCUGGGCAGCGCCGAGCGGCUGGCGGCCAUCGAGAGCCUCGGCCUGCUGUCCGACGACGCCAUCCAGAAGAUGGACACGCCGCUGGACACGCUGUCGCACUACCUGUCCAAGCGCCUGGUGCUCGAGCCCCACGAGCGCGACCUCGUGAUCCUGCGCCACGACGUGGACAUCCUGUGGCCGGACGGGCGCCGCGAGCUGCGCGGCAUCAACCUGGUGGCGUACGGCGACGGCGACGCCAACGGCCACUCCGCCAUGGCGCGCACCGUCGGCUUCCCCGCCGCCAUCGCCGCCAAGAUGGUCCUCGACGGGGAGAUCCAGAAGCACGGCAUGGUGCUGCCCUUCACGCGCGACAUCUACCGGCCGAUGCUGUCCAGACUCAAGUCCGAGGGCAUCGAGCCGUUCGAACGAUCCAAGUGGCUGUGAAGGGGCCCGAGUGUCAACGAGUUUUAAAUUUGUGACGUGAACGCACUUGGCGGAAUCGAAUUUAUGCCGAGAUGAUGGACAAAGAGUAAGCGUUACUCGAAGAUAGAGGAAAGGGGAAUGACAACUGUGACUGAGAAAAAUGAUGUAGCUCGAUAGCGUCUGUGUUCGUCUCUAAGUCUACUGCCUUUACGUUGUGCUAGUGUUUAAUUUUAAGUGUUAUGUGUUACUGUAUACCAGAAUUAUUUUAUGUACGCGCCAAUAAAGUCGUACCAACUCGUUUCA
Molecule: messenger RNA, 3496 nt
Organism: Thrips palmi
Lineage: Eukaryota; Metazoa; Arthropoda; Insecta; Thysanoptera; Thripidae
Gene: LKRSDH
Product: alpha-aminoadipic semialdehyde synthase, mitochondrial
Exons: 18
Coding region: 338-3214 (958 amino acids)
Cellular component (GO): cytoplasm
Molecular function (GO): saccharopine dehydrogenase activity
Source: RefSeq, a predicted model, not a curated record